UUCACCAUUCCUCUUCGAUUUUUCUUCCCUCAUUCUCUCUCAUUUUUCAUUCUCUCAAAAAUUUGAUAAGCUGUUGCACUAUUGCUUUCAAUUUUCCAGCACAAACUCAGACUAAACCCACAGCUCUCAAUAUGGCAAUAAUUGGCCUUUUUGAGAUUUUCGUUGCCGUCAUUAGCUUCUUCAUUCUUAGCUGCUUCAUCAACAACAAUGGGCCGCCCAGGAACUAUCCAUUGGUGGGAAUGUUGCCAGAACCUUUGAUUAACCUUCAAAGGAUUCAUGAUUGGGCUACAAAAAUUCUAGAGAGAAACAACUGUACUUUUCUGUUCAAAGGUCCAUGGUUUUCAAACAUGGACAUUUUAGUUACGGUUGAUCCAGCCAACAUACACUACAUAAUGAGUUCAAACUUCUCCAACUUCCCAAAAGGACCUGAUUUCAAAGAAAUAUUUGAUGUUCUCGGAGAUGGGAUUUUUAAUGCAGACUCAGAUUUGUGGAGAAGCCAAAGAAAAGCUGCUCAAAUGUUGAUGAAUCAUCAGAGGUUUCACAGGUUUUUGUUGAAGACCAGCUUGGAAAAACUGGAGAAAGGGCUGAUCCCAAUCCUGGAACAUGUGGCCAAGCAAGAGAAAACUGUGGAUUUACAGGAUUUGUUCCAGAGAUUUACAUUCGAUUUUACUUUCAUAUUGGUUGCAGGAUAUGAUCCAGAGUCUUUGUCUAUUGAAUUUCCUGAAGUCCCAUUCGCAAGGGCCCUGGAAGAUGCUGAGGAAUCGAUAUUAUACAGGCAUGCUUUCCCCGAAAGAAUCUGGAAGCUACAAAGAUGGCUAGGCAUUGGACAAGAAAAGAAGUUGAAGAAAGCCAAGGAGACAUUAGAUCGAAUCGUCUUCGAAUAUAUAAAGAAGAAAAGAGAGGAUUUGAGCUAUGGAAUUCAAGCGAAAGAAGAAGACGGUGUGGAUUUGUUGACAUCAUACAUGAAUGAAGAGCACCAAACUGUAGCAUUGAAACUUGAUGACGAGUUCUUGAGAGAUACAAUUUUAAGCUUCAUGAUUGCUGGGCGAGACACAACAAGUUCAGCUCUCACUUGGUUCUUCUGGCUUCUUUCAAAGAACCCACAAGUGGAAACCAAGAUUAGAGAAGAGCUUACACUAAUAACUCCAAUGGACAAAACCAGUGCAAAAUGGUGGAAAUUCGACAUCAAAAAGUUAAACAAGCUUGCUUAUCUACAUGGAGCAUUGUGUGAAACAUUAAGGCUUUACCCACCAGUUCCUUUUCAACACAAGGUCCCGAUGGAGCCAGCCAUCCUUCCAAGUGGGCACCGAGUUACUCCGAAGAAUAAGAUCUUGUUUUCCUUGUAUGCGAUGGGAAGAAUGAAGUCGAUCUGGGGAGAGCACUGCCUGGAAUUCAAGCCUGAGAGAUGGAUUUCGGAGAAAGGAGGGACCAAACAUGAGCCUUCGUACAAGUUUUUAGCUUUUAACGCAGGACCAAGAACUUGCCUUGGCAAAGAAGUGGCUUUCACUCAAAUGAAGGCUGUGGCAGCCACCAUAAUUCAUAACUACAAUGUUCAAGUAGUGGAAGGACAACAACAUUGUCCCAACGUAUCAAUCAUUCUUCACAUGAAGUCGGGCUUAAAGGUAAGAUUACUCAAAAGAUGGCCUGAUCAGUAGAAGUGGCUGUUAGAUUGCAUGUAGUUUAAUAUGCUUGGUUCGUAAUGAGUCAAGUUUCAAAUUUAAUAAAAACUGCAAUGUCUAAGUUCUAUCUUA
Molecule: messenger RNA, 1751 nt
Organism: Mangifera indica (mango)
Lineage: Eukaryota; Viridiplantae; Streptophyta; Magnoliopsida; Sapindales; Anacardiaceae
Product: alkane hydroxylase MAH1-like
Exons: 2
Coding region: 132-1655 (507 amino acids)
Molecular function (GO): heme binding; oxidoreductase activity, acting on paired donors, with incorporation or reduction of molecular oxygen; monooxygenase activity
Source: RefSeq, a predicted model, not a curated record